UUCCUCCGGGAGAAACAUGGCUGGGAAGAGAGAGGAGGCGCGAGACAACGGGCGUGGGGUCGUGAUUUCUGAUGAUUGGCCAGGUUAUCACUUGGAUUUAUUUACAUACCCACAGCAUUAUUAUGGAGAUCUGAACCAUGUGCUUAUACCUCAUGGUGUCAUUGUGGACAGGACUGAGAAGCUGGCCAAGGAUAUCAUGAAUGACAUUGGAUACUGUGACAUCAUGAUUCUGUGCGUGCUUAAAGGGGGCUACAAGUUCUGCGCUGACCUUGUGGAGAAUCUGAAGAACAUCAGUCGAAAUUCUGACACAUUUGUCUCCAUGAAAGUUGACUUCAUCAGACUAAAGAGUUACCAGAAUGACCAAGCCUUGGGUGAUAUGCAGAUAGUCGGAGGGGAUGACUUUUCUGAACUAGCUGGCAAGAAUGUACUCAUUGUGGAGGAUGUUGUUGGAACUGGGAGGACCAUGAAAUCUCUGCUUGGCAAAAUAAAAAAAUACAAGCCCAACAUGAUUAAAGUGGCAAGUUUGUUGGUGAAGAGAACUCCCAGAAGUGAUGGCUUUCAGCCUGACUGUUGCAAUGCAGAGCUGCAUGCUUACUUAGGGUCAGUAGCAAUGGAGGAGACCUUGGGGAUUCAUUCCUACUUUCAGGCAAGACCAUGGAUAUGUCACCUUCACAGAAGGAGAUUCCACAACCCAGAUCUGAGUGACCCAACCUGGUGUCUAAUCACCUUCCCUGUCAGGAAAUUCUUCCUAUUCUCAACCUAAAUCUCUCAUGCUGCAGUUGAAGCUGGUUUCCUCUCGUCUUGACCUUUGGAGAGAUAAUGCACUAACUGCUACUCUGCUUAUUAACCUCUUGCCUACUUGCAGACCCUUAUGAACCCCAUGCUCAGAAUUCCCUUCUUCAGGCUGAAUCUUCCCAUUUCCUUUGACCUUGCUCCAGCAGAGUUGGUUUUCCUCCACCUGGGUGGCUCUCCCCUGAAUCCGACCAAGUACAAUGGCAGGAUUACCUCCCAGUUGCUGCAUUCCAGCCUCUUCUCGAUGCAUGCAGUAUUCCAAGAAUCAUGGCUGCCAUUUGUAGAGCCAUCAGAGCUGUAAGGAUGCGUUCACUGACAUUACUUAAUUUGAUGGUGUUUGCUUUUUUCACAGCAUUACAUGAGAAAACUCAUGUCUGGCUUGUUAUUCACCAAGGCGCUUGGCUCUUUCUUGACUCUAUUUGUUCAGAGAAAUUCUUCAAUACGAUUUUGCUUGCAAAGUAUACCGUGUCACCUAAGCCCUUAUUGAACUGCAUCCAGGCCUGUGUAUUCCGUAUCAUUUCACUAGCUUGCUUCUGGCCAAAUGAAUAAAUGGAUACAGAAUGAAUUCACAAAGCCCUGUUAGCUCAGAGAUUUGUACUUAUCUUGUCUUUUU
Molecule: messenger RNA, 1405 nt
Organism: Phascolarctos cinereus (koala)
Lineage: Eukaryota; Metazoa; Chordata; Mammalia; Diprotodontia; Phascolarctidae
Source: RefSeq, a predicted model, not a curated record